Messenger RNA from Striga hermonthica, 1977 nucleotides. The record is from the annotation of a GenBank genome assembly. Lineage: Eukaryota; Viridiplantae; Streptophyta; Magnoliopsida; Lamiales; Orobanchaceae.
AUGGGCACCGUCGACCAAACUUAUAAUCCGGCCAACUACUCCGCCGCAAACCAUCGCUGCGUGGCGGUGCCGCCACCUCAGCCGUUCGUGAGGUCUCUUGAGAACACGCUAAAGGAAACAUUAUUCCCGGACGAUCCCUUCCGGCAGUUCAAGAACCAGCCGCCGGGAAAAAGGUUCUUAUUGGGCUUGCAGUACCUCUUCCCGAUACUCGAGUGGGGCCCACGAUACACGUUGAGCCUCUUCAAGGCUGACCUAAUUGCCGGUAUCACCAUAGCCAGCCUGGCCAUUCCUCAGGGGAUCAGCUACGCCAAGCUCGCCAACUUGCCGCCGAUUCUUGGCCUUUAUUCGAGCUUUGUCCCGCCAUUGAUUUACGCGGUGAUGGGGAGCUCGAGGGAUUUAGCCGUGGGAACGGUAGCCGUUGGAUCACUGCUAACGGGCUCGAUGUUAAGCAAAGUUGUGGACCCGACUGACGAGCCUAACCUAUAUCUUCAUCUUGCGUUCACGGCUACAUUCAUAGCCGGGAUUUUCGAAGCUGCCCUCGGGAUUUUUAGGCUAGGGUUUAUUGUCGAUUUUCUUUCGCAUGCGACAAUAGUCGGGUUCAUGGGUGGUGCGGCCACGGUGGUGUGCCUUCAACAACUCAAAGGCAUUUUUGGGCUUGACCAUUUUACCCAUGCAACCGAUAUCAUCUCGGUUAUGCGCUCGGUUUUUACACAAUUUCACAAGUGGAGAUGGGAAAGUGCUGUGCUGGGUUGUGCCUUCCUUUUCUACCUGCAAUUGGCCAGAUACUUUAGCAAAAAGAGGGCAAAGCUUUUCUGGAUAUCAGCAAUGGCUCCACUAACAUCUGUGAUAUUGGGAAGUUUACUUGUCUACGUCACACAUGCUGAAAAACAUGGUAUCCAAGUGAUUGGAGAAUUAAAGAAAGGGAUAAAUCCAGCAUCACUUAUGGAUAUCAACUUCGGUUCAAAAUAUCUAACGGGCACAAUCAAAACUGGCAUUGUCACUGGAAUCAUAGCCCUUGCUGAAGGAAUAGCUGUGGGUAGAAGCUUUGCAAUGUUGAAGAACUACAACAUUGAUGGUAACAAAGAGAUGAUUGCUUUUGGGAUGAUGAACAUCGCCGGUUCUUGCACGUCGUGCUACCUGACCGCGGGCCCGUUUUCCCGGUCGGCCGUUAACGUUAAUGCUGGAUGCAGAACAGCCGUGUCGAACAUAGUUAUGUCCUUCGCGGUCAUGAUAACGUUGCUCUUCCUAACUCCGUUGUUCUUCUACACGCCUCUCGUUGUCCUAUCCUCCAUAAUAAUCGCGGCCAUGCUCGGGCUCAUAGACUACGAGGCCGCGAUCCAUCUAUGGCACGUCGACAAGUUCGAUUUCGCCGUGUGCAUGAGCGCAUAUAUCGGCGUCGUAUUUGCCAAUAUCGAGAUCGGCUUGAUUCUCGCGAUCGGGUUGUCGGUUAUGAGGGUACUCUUGUUCGUUGCGAGGCCGAGGACUUUAGUACUCGGCAACAUACCUAACACUAAGGUGUACAGAAAUGUGGAUCAGUACCAGAAUGCAAGCAGUGUCCCAGGGAUUUUGCUUCUGGAGAUCGACUCUCCAAUUUACUUUGCCAAUUCAAAUUACCUAAGGGAAAGAAUCUCAAGAUGGAUUGAUGAUGAGGAAGACAAAUUAAAAUCAUCAGGAGAGACAGCCUUGCAGUAUGUUGUGCUUGACAUGAGUGCCGUUGGAAACAUCGACACGAGUGGUAUCAGCAUGCUUGACGAGGUUAAGAAGAUCGUUGAUAGAAGAAACCUCAAGCUAGCACUAGUGAAUCCCGGGGCAGAGGUUAUGAAGAAGCUUAACAAGUCGAAAUUCCUUGAGAGAAUAGGCCAAGAAUGGAUCUUUUUGACCGUUGGGGAAGCUGUUGGAGCUUGCAAUUACAUGCUUCAUUCUUGCAACCCGAAAAUGGCGAAUAACGAAUACGAGAAAUAUAGCGAUUACGCGUGA